This is a messenger RNA of Callorhinus ursinus (northern fur seal), 1873 nucleotides long. RefSeq names its product cytochrome P450 family 2 subfamily E member 1 (gene CYP2E1). Gene Ontology annotation, molecular function: iron ion binding; oxidoreductase activity, acting on paired donors, with incorporation or reduction of molecular oxygen, reduced flavin or flavoprotein as one donor, and incorporation of one atom of oxygen; arachidonate epoxygenase activity. Gene Ontology annotation, biological process: epoxygenase P450 pathway; xenobiotic metabolic process. Gene Ontology annotation, cellular component: intracellular membrane-bounded organelle; cytoplasm. Lineage: Eukaryota; Metazoa; Chordata; Mammalia; Carnivora; Otariidae. The record is from RefSeq and is a predicted model, not a curated record.
AGUCAGCAGUGACCCCAAGGGCACCAUGGCUGCCUUGGGCAUCACAGUUGCCCUGCUGGUGUGGAUGGCCACCCUAAUGCUUAUCUCUAUCUGGAAGCAGAUCUACAGCAGCUGGAAACUGCCCCCUGGCCCUUUUCCACUGCCCAUUAUAGGGAAUCUUCUUCAGUUGGAUUUAAAGAAUAUUCCAAAAUCUUUCACCAAGCUGGCAGAGCAGUAUGGGCCAGUGUUCACCGUGUACUUGGGCUCCCAGCGCACCGUAGUCCUGCAUGGCUACAAGGCGGUGAAGGAAGCUCUGCUUGACCACAAGAAUGACCUUUCUGGCAGAGGAGAAGUCUUUGCGUUCCAGUUGCACAAGGACAGAGGGAUUACUUUCAACAAUGGACCAGGCUGGAAGGACACCCGGCGGCUCUCCCUGACCAUACUCCGGGACUAUGGCAUGGGGAAACGUGGCAACGAGGAACGAAUCCAGAGGGAGAUCCCCUUCCUGCUGGAGGCGCUCAGGGGCACCCAGGGCCAGCCCUUCGACCCCACCUUUCUCCUGGGCUUUGCCCCCUGCAACGUCAUCGCUGACAUCCUCUUCUGCAAGCACUUUGACUACAUGGAUGAGACAGGUCUGAGGAUACAGAGGCUUUUCAAUGAGAACUUCUGCCUGCUCAGCACGAACUGGCUCCAACUUUAUAACAUGUUCCCAAGCUAUCUGCACUACCUGCCUGGAAGCCAUCGAAAAGUAUUUAAAAAUGUGUCUGAAAUAAAAGAUUACACUUCAGAAAGAGUGAAGGAGCACCAGGAGUCGCUGGACCCCAACUGCCUCCGAGACUUCACUGACUGCCUGCUCCUGGAGUUGCGGAAGGAAAGAUACAGUGCAGAGCCUUGGUACACCUUGGACAAUAUUGCUGUGACCGUGGCUGACCUGUUCUUUGCGGGUACAGAGACCACCAGCACCACUCUGAGAUAUGGGCUCCUGAUUCUCAUGAAAUACCCAGAGAUCGAAGAGAAACUUCACGAAGAAAUCGACAGGGUGAUUGGGCCAAGUCGAAUCCCUGCCAUCAAGGACAGGCUAGAGAUGCCCUACAUGGAUGCCGUGGUGCAUGAGAUUCAGCGAUUCAUCGACCUCCUGCCCUCCAACCUGCCCCAUGAAGCAAACCAGGACACGGUGUUCAGAGAAUACGUCAUCCCCAAGGGCACUGUUGUAAUUCCAACACUGGACUCCGUCUUGUUUGACAACCAAGAAUUUCCUGAUCCAGAGAAGUUUAAGCCAGAGCACUUUCUGAAUGAAAAUGGAAAGUUCAAAUAUAGUGACUAUUUCAAGGCAUUUUCCGCAGGAAAGCGGGUGUGUGUUGGAGAAGGCCUGGCUCGCAUGGAAUUGUUCCUGUUCUUGUCCGCUGUUCUGCAGCACUUUAACCUGAAGUCUCUUGUUGACCCCAAGGAUAUUGACCUCAAUCCCAUCACAGUCGGGUUUGCCAAGAUCCCACCCCAUUACAAACUCUGUGUCAUUCCCCGCUCGGGCUGAAGAGUCCCACCCCAGCCCCAGGCUCUUCGAUGCAAACCUGGAGUUUUCCUGCUCCCCCCAUGUCCCCUCGGUGCCUCCAGGAAGACCCUCCCUGCACAGUCUCAGUGAAAGUACUCAGGGCUUCACAGGGAAGAAAUUGGGCUAGAGGUGCUGCUUUCCAGAGUUACGUACAUCAGAUGAAAUUUGACAACGAAGUCCAAAAAAGAUUGUGUAAAACUAAUUAAACAAAUUGAAACAAACUAUGACCUACUUGGGUCUAUGUUGGGGUCCCUGGAUCAAGGGUGAAUGAGACUGUAGUAAUGUAAAUGUACCUCUUCCAGGAAAGUAGAAGUACCCAGUCACCACGGUCCACAAAAAAGAAUA